Messenger RNA from Spea bombifrons (plains spadefoot toad), 3097 nucleotides. Its product is annotated as cadherin-10-like. The record is from RefSeq and is a predicted model, not a curated record. NCBI's taxonomy places the organism in Eukaryota, Metazoa, Chordata, Amphibia, Anura, Pelobatidae. Gene Ontology annotation, cellular component: adherens junction; plasma membrane; catenin complex. The coding region runs from base 132 to 2495 and encodes 787 amino acids. Gene Ontology annotation, molecular function: cadherin binding; calcium ion binding. The transcript has 11 exons. Gene Ontology annotation, biological process: cell morphogenesis; homophilic cell-cell adhesion; cell-cell junction assembly.
UGUUUGAGACCAUGGGAGAAACAAAGAUGAAUAAAAUUGGUGCCAACUUUAACUGAUGAGAUAUAAUAGCAACCCCAAUAUAAAUAACUACGUUCAUUACUUGUACACAUUGGUGAAACCCCUCUACAACUAUGUUAUCACAUUCACUUCUAGUACUUCUUCUCUGGAUUUCCAAACCAAACCCUUGCCAUACUGAACUUUACUUUAAGAGGACUCCUGGUGAUCAACCUAAAGAAAUCUUGCCACAUUUUUCAGUGAAUGAUGGUAAGCUACUUAGUCGGCACAAGCGGGGCUGGAUGUGGAAUCAGUUCUUCUUGUUAGAAGAGUAUACUGGAUUUGAUAACCAAUAUGUUGGAAAGCUUCAUUCAGAUCAAGAUAAAGGUGAUGGAAGUCUUAAAUAUAUCCUCUCAGGAGACGGAGCUGGCACACUUUUCGUUAUUGAUGAGAGAACAGGUGACAUUCAUGCAACACGGCGAAUUGACAGGGAAGAAAAAGCCUUUUACACCUUGCGUGCCCAAGCAAUAAACAGAAAGACAGGGAGACCUGUAGAACCGGAGUCUGAAUUUGUCAUAAAGAUACAUGACAUUAACGAUAAUGAGCCAACAUUUCUAGAAGAGAUUUAUUCUGCCAGUGUCCCUGAAAUGUCUGAUGUUGGUACAUUUGUUGUGCAAGUGACCGCAGCAGAUGCUGAUGACCCUUCUUAUGGAAACAGUGCCAAAGUUAUCUACAGCAUACUUCAGGGACAGCCAUAUUUUUCUGUGGAGCCUGAAACAGGUAUUAUAAGAACUGCCUUGCCAAACAUGAACAGAGAAAACAGAGAACAUUACCAAGUGGUUAUUCAGGCCAAAGACAUGGGCGGCCAGAUGGGAGGGUUAUCUGGGACCACCACGGUGAACAUCACACUGACUGAUGUCAAUGACAAUCCUCCUCGUUUCACUCAGAAUUUAUACCACCUAAGUGUCCCGGAAUCUUCUGCUAUUGGGAGUACAGUUGGUCACAUAAAGGCAACUGAUGCUGAUAUUGGCAAAAAUGCUGAAUUGGAAUACAGAAUCACAGAUGGAGAUGAAUUGGGAAUGUUUUCGAUAUCAACAGAAAAAAGUACCCAAGAUGGCGUCCUAACCAUUAGGAAGAGAUUGGACUACGAAAACAAAAGAUUAUACACAUUGAAAAUGGAAGCAAUGAACACGCACAUAGAUCCACAUUUCUAUUAUCUUGGGCCUUUUAAAGAUACUGCUACUGUGAAAAUUUCCGUGGAAGAUUCCGAUGAACCACCUAUGUUUAGCCGAGCCAGCUAUAUGUUUAAAGUGCAUGAAGAUAUUGAAGUUGGGACAAUUAUAGGUACUGUGAUGGCAAGAGAUCCUGAUGUUGCUUCCAGUCAUAUAAGGUUCUCUUUGGAUCGCCAUACUGACCUUGACAGAAUUUUUAAUAUACACUCAGGAAAUGGAUCAAUUUAUACUGCAAAACCUCUGGACCGUGAAAUAUCCCAGUGGCAUAAUCUUAGCAUCAUAGCUACGGAAAUUAAUAACCCCAAGCAAACUACACGGGCCACGGUAUACAUUUUAAUCUUGGAUGUCAACGACAAUGCACCACAAUUUGCAAUGUUCUAUGACACGUUUGUUUGUGAAAAUGCAAGAGCCGGACAGUUAAUACAGACAAUAAGCGCUGUGGACAAGGAUGAACCUCCUGGUGGGCAGAAGUUUUUCUUUAGCUUGGCAUCUGUUAAUCCAAAUUUCACUGUUCAAGAUAAUGAAGAUAAUACUGCCCGGAUCUUGACAAGGCGAAAUGGUUUUAGCAGGCAUGAAAUAAACACAUAUCUUCUUCCAGUAGUCAUUUCCGACAAUGACUACCCCAUCCAAAGCAGCACUGGGACAUUGACUAUCAGAGUCUGUGCUUGUGACAUUCAAGGCAACAUGCAGUCCUGUAAUGCUGAAGCCUUGCUUCUACCUGCUGGUCUCAGUACUGGUGCUUUAAUUGCAAUUCUUCUCUGCAUCAUCAUACUGCUUCUUAUAGUGGUACUGUUUGCGGCUUUGAAGAGACAGAGAAAAAAAGAGCCCUUGGUCUUGUCAAAAGAGGACAUCAGAGACAACAUUGUCAGUUACAAUGAUGAAGGAGGUGGAGAAGAAGACACUCAAGCUUUUGAUAUCGGGACACUAAGAAACCCUGGCGCAGCUGACGAUAAAAAACAUCGAAGAGAUAUCAUUCCUGAAAGUCUACUGUUACCACGGAGAACUGCUGCUGUCCCAGACAAUACUGAUGUUCGUGAUUUCAUUAACCAAAGGUUAAAAGAGCAUGAUAAUGAUCCCACAGCACCGCCAUAUGAUUCCCUUGCAACUUAUGCAUAUGAAGGCAAUGAUUCAAUAGCUGAAUCCUUAAGUUCUUUAGAAUCGAGUACAACAGAAGGGGACCAAAACUACGAAUACCUCAAAGAAUGGGGUCCACGGUUCAACAAACUAGCUGAGAUGUAUGGAAGUGGGGAGAGUGAUAAAGAUUCCUAACUUGGACAAUAAAUGAUCACUCCUUUUUUUCAUUUAUCUUAUUUUUAUUUCAAGCUAAGUGAAAAUACAUUUGCGGGCACUUGGAAAAUGAUUAACAUUUUAAAAUACCUUUUUCUGGCACUCAGCACAGUGUUAAAAUAAUAACAAUAAUACAUUAAAAAAAAACUUUUUAGAGCAUUUGUUUCUUUCAUCGGUUUUUAUUCUCUGUAGAAUAUCACCUUCUAGUAUAAGACAUACGUUUAUCACAGACCAUGGCGGUAAAUCCAUGGAGUUUAUGUUGUUUAUCAAAAGAAUGUUCAUUUGGAAAACUUGAACAGAAGAAUACUUCCUCAUGCAAAUUCAUGCACACAGCUUCUUUGGAGUACACGGGCUGCUUUUCCAAUUGCAGCAUAUUGGUUUGUUUUUUAGAUGGAACAAAGAAUAAAAUCCUGAAGCGUUAUGUACAUUAACAUUUAUUGAAAAUGUACAAGUGAUGUUAGUGUGAUGCAGCUGGUGAAGAUAUAUGUUAGUAGAACAUCAUUUCAUCGAAUAGUAUCUUGCCAAUGUUUUAUAUUUAUAUUUUUGUAUUUAUUUUUAAGAAAUAAACCCGUUUUUACAACUUG